GCCUACAAAAGUUCCAUGGCAAAAAAGAGAAAAGCUGAGGAACAGAUUUUGGGAGUUCCAGUCAACAAACGAAAGUCUCUGUUAAUGAAACCUCGUCACUACAGUCCCUGUGUGGAAGGCAAAAGUGAAAAUGAAGACAGUAUAGAACAGCAAGAUGACAAGAGUAUCAUCAAAGCAGUUGAUAAUACUUUGAAAGAAGAAAGAAUUACAACACCAACCAAUGCUAGUCCUAAUUUGGAUGUACAUGAAAAUGUGCAUCAAAAGAAGGACAAUUACACUAGCUACCAGGACCUCAUGUCCAGAUCUUUAAUUAGCUUUGAAAAAAUAGCAAAAGAUGCACCAAAUCACCAAGAGUGUGAUAAACUAAAGGACAAUGGCAGCCAGUCCUUAAAAAUCAAGAACAACAAUGUUGAUGAAUGUCUCAUGAUUAACUCAUCAGCAGGAAACGAUAGAAUUGGUGCUUCUGAUUCACAGUACUGUUCCUCUGGGGAUAAUGAAAGCAGUUCUGAAAUUCUGGACAAUGACUGGGAUAGUUCCUCAAACUUCUCUGAAGAUACAAGUAUAAAACUUCCUUUAAAUAAAGAAUAUAUUGUAGGAUGUACACAGCAAGAUACCCUAAAAGCACCAGGAAUCAAAAGUGAAGGAACAGAUUUUGAGAACUCUGAAAUGGUUUGUGACUCAGAAAUAGGGCUGCAAGAAUCACAAGAGUCCCACGAUGAGACGUUCAACAGCAGAAUUCAGAAUCCAUUUCCAGACAGCGAGGAAGAUGAGUGCCUGUCAGAAAACACAGAACUGUCAUUUGAUCUAGACAAAACAAAACAAAACCUGAGUUUGUUAGAACAAGCAAUAGCUCUGCAGGCAGAGCAAGGUCACAUCUUUCAUAGCACUUACAAGGAGCUGGACAGGUUCCUAUUGGAGCAUGUUGCUGGUGAAAGAAGACAAGCCAAAUUAAUUGACCUUGGUGGUAGACCAAUUUAUAACAACAAACACUUGCCUAGGCCUGAAAAGAGGGAGACUAAAUGUCCCAUCCCAGGAUGUGAUGGCACAGGACAUGUAACUGGAUUGUAUCCACACCAUCGUAGUCUUUCUGGCUGUCCACAUAAAGUGAGAGUGCCACUUGAAAUCCUUGCCAUGCAUGAAAAUGUUUUGAAGUGUCCCACUCCUGGAUGUACAGGAAGAGGGCAUGUCAAUAGCAACCGCAACACUCACAGAAGUCUUUCUGGUUGUCCAAUUGCUGCAGCUGAAAAAAUGGCAAUGUCUCAGGAAAAAAAUCAGCUUGAUUCUCCUAAAAUGGGGCAGUGCCAGGAUCAAGUUCACAGGACAAACUUAAUGAAGCAGCUUGAGUUAUCUCAGUACAGCUGCAGAUCUGCCCAACCAGUUCCUUCCCCCAGAGCCACUCUUACAAGAGAGAAAGAGAAGUGCGGGAAAGUACCAUUUGACUAUGCCAGCUUUGAUGCCCAAGUUUUUGGCAAACGCACAAUGGUGCCAACUGUUCAAGGACAAAAACCCACACAAUUCCUUGAGUCAAAGCAUUUUUCAAAUCCAGGAAAAUUUUCUAAUCGGCUGCCUAGUGCUAGCGCCCACACACAGAGCCCUUGCCAUGCCAACUCUUAUGGCUACGGUCAAUGUAGUGAAGACACCCACAUAGCAGCAGCUGCUGCAAUCCUGAACCUUUCCACCCACUGCAGGGAAGCAGCAGAGAUCCUCUCCAACAAACCACAGAGUCUGUCUGCCAAGGGGACUGAUAUCGAAGUGGAUGAAAAUGGCACCCUGGAUUUGAGCAUGAAAAAGAACCGAAACCAAGAACAGGUUACUCAUCUAAAUCCUUCCAGUGCAACAGUCCCCACUCCUUCCUCUUCUCCCUUCAAAACAGGCAACAUUCUGGUAAAUACCACCUUCUACCAGACUUUGUGUGAGAAGGAAGGCUGGGAUAUUCCCAUCAACUAUAGCAAGACCCAAGGGAGAAAAGAGGAGGAAAAAGAGAAAGAUCUGGCGAAUUGUCCUGAAAGUCUGGAGGAAAAAAAAUACUCAGGAGAUGUCCCUGUCCCUAGCCCCAAACUGAAGCUCCAUUCAAGAGAUCUCAAAAAAGAAUUAAUCACGUGUCCAACACCAGGAUGUGAUGGCAGUGGUCAUGUGACAGGAAAUUAUGCUUCACAUCGCAGUGUUUCUGGCUGCCCAUUAGCUGACAAGACACUAAAAUCCUUGAUGGCUGCCAACUCUCAAGAGCUUAAGUGUCCUACGCCUGGAUGUGAUGGCUCUGGUCAUGUGACUGGAAACUAUGCAUCACAUAGAAGCUUGUCUGGUUGUCCUCGGGCAAGAAAAGGUGGUCUCAAAGUGACUCCUACUAAGGAAGAAAAAGAAGACCCUGAACUUAAAUGUCCGGUGGUAGGCUGUGAUGGCCAAGGUCACAUAUCAGGUAAAUACACUUCUCAUCGCACUGCUUCGGGUUGUCCUUUGGCUGCCAAGAGACAGAAGGAAAGUCCUCUCAAUGGGUCUUCACUGCCCUGGAAAAUGAACAAGCAAGAGCUGCCACACUGUCCUUUGCCAGGCUGCAACGGGCUGGGUCAUGUUAAUAACGUUUUUGUCACCCACAGAAGUUUGUCAGGAUGUCCUCUAAAUGCACAAGCCUUAAAGAAGGGCAAAAUAUCUGAAGAACUAAUGACCAUCAAGUUGAAAGCAAGUGGCGGUUUAGAAAAUGAAGAAGAAAUUAGACAUUUGGAUGAAGAAAUAAAAGAGCUGAAUGAAUCUAACCUUAAAAUUGAAGCUGACAUGAUGAAACUUCAGACACAGAUAACAUCUAUGGAAAGCAAUCUGAAAACAAUAGAAGAAGAGAACAAACUUAUAGAGCAGAACAACGAGAGCCUGCUAAAGGAGUUGGCUGGCCUAAGCCAAGCCCUCAUCUCCAGUCUUGCAGACAUUCAGCUUCCACAAAUGGGCCCAAUCAGCGAGCAGAAUUUUGAAGCGUAUGUAAAUACACUCACCGACAUGUACGGCAAUCUGGAGCGGGACUAUUCCCCAGACUGCAAGGCUCUGCUGGAAAGUAUCAAACAGGCAGUGAAGGGUAUUCACGUGUAGAAUGGGGAGGCUGCUGGGCAACAGGAGUUACUUAGCAGCAACAGGAUCCUGUCAAGAGUCCCCAGACUGCUCUGGAGCAUCGGUUGCUGUGCUGCAUUUACAACUACAACAUUGCACUAUUUUUUUCCAGCUGACAUAAAAGGACAGAAAACAUAACAGACUAUUGUAUUAACAGCAAUGAUUCUGAUCAUAGAAUAUAUUUAUUUCAAUACAAUUCCUUUUUGUUGUCGUUG
Molecule: messenger RNA, 3308 nt
Organism: Eublepharis macularius
Lineage: Eukaryota; Metazoa; Chordata; Lepidosauria; Squamata; Eublepharidae
Gene: ST18
Product: ST18 C2H2C-type zinc finger transcription factor
Exons: 19
Coding region: 16-3075 (1019 amino acids)
Biological process (GO): regulation of transcription by RNA polymerase II
Cellular component (GO): nucleus
Molecular function (GO): DNA-binding transcription factor activity, RNA polymerase II-specific; RNA polymerase II cis-regulatory region sequence-specific DNA binding; zinc ion binding
Source: RefSeq, a predicted model, not a curated record